This is a messenger RNA of Nanorana parkeri, 2379 nucleotides long. It is a transcript of the gene SYT14, whose product is annotated as synaptotagmin 14. Lineage: Eukaryota; Metazoa; Chordata; Amphibia; Anura; Dicroglossidae. The record is from RefSeq and is a predicted model, not a curated record. The transcript has 6 exons. Bases 1 to 2379 code for a protein of 792 amino acids.
AUGGCAUUUUUCAAGAGCUUUCAGCAAAGCGUAGGCCUUCCAUCUAUGUCUUCUAUUGGAGACACUCUCAGUAAUGCUCUCAGUAAUGCUGUUGAUGGCUUGGCAAGUGCUGUUGAAGGAGUUAGUUAUACUGUGGCAGAUUCAGUCACUGAACAGGUUACGAGUAUGAUACAAGGGUUACGCACAGAGGAUGAGGAAAGUUAUAUGACUCAGGCUAAUAAAAUGAAACAAAAUCCUCUAGAUACAACGCAGUGCUAUAAUGGAACCAACUCUAGUCCUUCACCAAUGGAUACUAAUAGAGCUGAGUCUACUUUAAAUGCUUAUCAAACACCAUCUGAUUAUAACACGAAUGAAGGAAAAUCAAACUAUGAUGGCAGUUCCCGUAGACCUCAUUGUAACCCUGAAUCCAAUGAUAUUUAUAUUGGUAAAGACUCAGAGUCAGAAGGAAGAGGUCAGGUGAGUUAUUCAUAUCAAACUAAGGAAGAAUGUGAGCAAGUAGAUGGAAAUCAGAAUGGGGAUUACUGUAAUUACAUGGAUGAACAUGGACAAAGGUUCUCAGAAGGAAAACAGAAAAAAGGGAGAUCGAAACAUUUACAUCAAAAAUCUACAAACGAUCAAGGACAAGCACGUAAAAAUACAGAUGAGGUAACUGAUAAUUCUAUAAGAAGAAAUAGACACAGGUCAUCUAGACACAACAGUGACUUAGAACCCUCUCCUCAGCCUGCUAGAGGGGAGAAAGGAGACCGCAGACAAGAGAAGGUUAAUCAAGUUCAUCAGGCAAAUACUAAAUCAUCUAGGAAGCCCAGAGGCCACUGUGAGGAUCCCAGAAAAGCACAUGAAACCAGUCUAGUUAAUAGCAGCAAAGACGGCACAUUUAGGGAGAAACAUCGUCACAGGGCAAAGGAAAGGCCUUCAGAGCAUUCGGAAGACUCAAUAAAGAAAGCACCAAGGAAAGGCCGAGACUUGCAUGGCUCAUCAUCAGAGAGUGAAGAUGAAGGCCUUGGUAAAUAUCAUGAAGCAAUGAGCCGGCUUCAUGGAUCUCGUCCUGCCUCUGACAAGCAGCAGAAUUACACAUGGGAAACCAGACAAAAGUAUAGCCCACUGUCUGCAGAGUACGAUGGCUACAGCAGUGAGGUCUCUGCAGAUGAAGCUAACAGUAUCCAGAGAAUGAGGAGGACGCCUCCACUAGAUGAACUGCAGCCUCCGCCUUACCAAGAUGACAGUGGAUCUCCUCGCCUCUCCUGUACACCCUCUGAACUUGGGGACAGUAAAUGUGAACUGUCACAUGGUAGCAAUAGUCCCAGAUACUCGUAUAACAAAUGUCCCAGUGAGGGCAGCAUGGGACAUGAAAUAGAAAGCUUCCAGAACAAGGUUUACGAGGAAGAUGCCCCAAGUGAUAGCACGGCAGUUCUAAGCCCAGAGGAUUUGUCAGCCAGAGGAUCAUCUUCACAGCUUCCUAAGUCUUUUGAUCGAGAGCCAGUAGCUAAAUAUGGCACAUUGGAUGUAACUUUUGACUAUGAUUCACAAGAGCAGAAACUUCUUGUCACAGUGACAGCUGUCACCGACCUGCCCACAUACAACAGGACUGGGAAUAGUAACUCCUGGCAGGUCCAUCUUGUUCUGCUACCCAUGAAAAAGCAGAGAGCCAAAACAGGGAUUCAGAGGGGGCCUUGCCCAGUCUUCACGGAGACCUUCAAGUUCAAUCACAUAGAAUCGGAAAUGAUUGCAAACUAUGCCGUCCGGUUUAGACUGUACCUUGUACGUCGUAUGAAAAAGGAGAGGAUUGUCGGGGAAAAGGUUUUCUAUUUAACAAAGCUGAACCUUCAAGGAAAGCUUUCUGUUCCAGUGGUGCUUGAACCCGCAUACAGUCUAUCGGGCUGUGAUUCCCAGAUGAGUAUGUCAGAAGUGUCAUGUAUGGAAAGCUCUUCCUCCUGUCAAUCACUGGUCCACAACGCUGCUCCUGAAAUCCUCAUCGGCCUGCUUUAUAACGCCACCACGGGCAGACUUUCUGCAGAAGUGAUAAAAGGCAGCCACUUCAAAAACCUGUCAGGCAACAGACCUCCCAAUACCUACGUAAAGCUAACACUGCUGAAUUCCAUGGGCCAGGAAAUGUCGAAAUGUAAGACAUCGACGCGAAGAGGCCAGCCCAACCCCCUGUACAAAGAAACCUUUAUUUUCCAAGUAGCCCUGUUUCAGCUGUCGGACGUGACUCUCAUAUUGUCUGUCUAUAACAAGCGCAGCAUGAAGCGCAAAGAGAUGAUAGGUUGGAUAUCCCUAGGUUUGAACAGCUCAGGCGAUGAAGAGCUCAGUCAUUGGACUGAAAUGAAAGAGUCAAAAGGACAGCAAGUAUGUAGAUGGCACACGCUGCUUGAAUCCUAA